GCCACUCUUCACAUUAGGAUGCUUUGGGCCUUCCAGUCCCUUUUUGUCACGUGACUUAUGUCAAUAAGGAAGUAAGCUCUGUCUUUGAAUACAAGGCGCCAGCAGCCGUUUUAGGUUAACAACUGAAAGAUCCCGCGGGAUGCCCGCCACCGAGCCGGUCCGGUUGGGUCGGAAACGCGCCCUGCCCUCGUGCCCGAACCCGCUGUUCCUCAAGUGGCUCACCGAGCUCCGGGACGAGGCGAAGGAGAAAGGACUGAAGAUCCAGUACACCUACCAGAAGGCCAUCAACUCACUCAAUAAAUAUCCACUGCCGCUGAAGAACGCCAAAGAGGCAAAGAUCCUCCAAAACUUCGGAGACGGCAUCUGUAAGAUACUGGAUGAAAAGCUGCAACGGUAUUAUAGAGAGAACGGUGCUGACGCUUCUAUACACGCUCUCCCCAAAGGAGCGCCCCCUCCUGGCCGAUCAGACAAUAACAUCAUUCUGGCUCCAUCCAAAAAGAAAAAUGCUGCAGGUGAUCAAAGAAAGGAUGGAGGAGGAGAUGGAGGGAGGAAGAAGAAGAGGGAGUAUGUCCCCCAGAGGAGGUCCGGGGGUUAUGCUGUGCUGCUGACUCUUUACAAAGAAACUCAGGUCCCUGGUAGUAAAGGUUACAUGUUUAAGAUGGAGCUGCAGACAGAAGCUCAGCAUCUCUGUGACAAAUCGUUCACUGUGCCUGAUUUAGGCAGUAAGUACACCGCCUGGAGCUCAGUCAGCACUCUGAUCCAGAAGAACCUGCUGAUAAAGACUCACAAUCCUGCAAGGUAUUCUCUGACAGAAGGAGGUCUGGCUUUGGCCGAGCGACUGGCAUCAGUAGAGCAGACGAACACAGACGGGGACAGAGAGGAGGUUAGAAGUGAGUUAGAGGCGACUGAGGAAGAUGAUAACGUCGUAGACCUCACUGGUAGUGAUGAAGGUGAAGAAGAGGAGGAGGAGAACAGAAUACACCCUACAGAAAGACGAGCCGCCAUCACUCAGGUUAGCUGCGACGUGGACGACGUGCGUUCAUCUGGGAAACCACAAAAUUCACAGACGACGACGACAAGCAGAAAGCCGAACGCAGAAUGUCUCCUACCCGGAACGUAUGAAAUUAUGCUCUGUGUUGACUUCAUCGAGACCACUGGUGGGAGUCACCAUCGUAAGCAGGAGCUGGUCAAAGAGCUUCAGAGGAAUGGAGUCAACUUUGACAUCAGGAAACUAAACGUCGGGGACUUCCUGUGGGUGGCUCGGGAAAAGGUGGCACCUGUUGCAGGUCAGUUGCGAGCGCCUGUAGGCAGGGAGCUCGUCCUUGAUUACAUAGUGGAGAGGAAGAGGAUGGACGACCUGUGCGGCAGCAUCAUCGAUGGACGCUUCAGGGAACAGAAGUUCCGGCUGAAGAGGUGCGGCCUUCGUAAGCCCAUCUAUUUAGUGGAGGAGUGUGGAUCAGCUGCUUCUCACCUGAGCUUACCUGAAACUACACUGCAGCAGGCCAUAGUCAACACACAGGUGGUUGACGGUUUCUUUGUGAAGAGAGUCCAGGAUGUGAGGGAGUCGGCGGCGUACCUCACCAUCAUGACGAGAUUCCUGACUAAACUGUACCAGAACCGAACGCUGAUCUGUCGCUCCAGAGAGCUGGAGGGCGAUGGAGGCAGUGACGAAGAGGAGAGAGGGCUCCCCUCCUGCUCUCUCAUGUCUUUUGCAGAGUUCAACCACGGUGCAGUCAAAAACAAGUGUCAGACGGUGAGAGAAGUGUUUGCCAGACAGCUGAUGCAGAUCAGCGGAUUGUCUGGAGACAAAGCAGCUGCUAUACUGGAACACUACAGCACGCCGCACAGUCUUCUGACAGCAUAUGAACAGUGCACAAGUGAAGCAGAGAAAGAGAAACUCCUCUCCUCGAUCCGAUACGGGAAGCUCAAAAGGAACCUGGGUCCAUCUCUGAGCAGAACAGUUUAUCAGCUCUACUGUACACAAGGAGCUCUGACAUGAAGGCGGCCCUGCAGAAAGAAGUCAAUCAGUGAUCCAAGAGGCAGAGAGAGGCUGCUGCAUACCGACUGAAGCACUGUUAGACCAGAGCGCAGCGCAGGAACUGUUUGUGGCACGAUCACAGUGAAGAAUAAUUCAGGGCUGGAUUACUUUCUCAGUUUAAUUCUCAAAUAAAUAUACAGACAACAAAACCCCGGUAUGUUUAGUGACACCUGACAAUCCCACAGCUAUGACGAGAAGAAAACAUAAUUGCAGCACAGAAGGGAGAGUUUUAAAAAAAGAAGUAGAAGAGGAGGGGAGGGCACGCUGUCUUUAUCUCCUCGAACACAGAGUGUAAAAGAAUAAUAGAUUUUUAUUUCACGGUUAGACUUAAUGCCGAUAUGUGUUAGCUUCAAAACCCCGCUCAACUCUUUACUUCUUCAAUCAAAAACCCAAGCUGUCAGUUUAAUGUAAAGGAUGCUACAUCACCUUAAAAUCGCAGCCACUCACACACACAGAUUGCAUUCAUAAGAUUGAGGAUUGCAGAAAGUUUGCAGAGUCAAUCAAAAAUCAGGAGUGAAUUUACUUUUUUCCCCCGCCCACUCUCUUCACCACUAUGGUCCCUAACUUGACAAGUUGUGUUAUUUACAAAGACAAACAGAAAUAGAAAAAUCUGACAAGUCAAAUGGGGUUCCUCCUGGAACAGGUUAACAAAGUGCUAUUUCCUUUUCUUUUUAAAGAAAAGAUACUUUUUUAUUUCUUCAAGGGUAGCCUUAAAGCAAUGCUUGCAGA
Molecule: messenger RNA, 2767 nt
Organism: Oreochromis niloticus (Nile tilapia)
Lineage: Eukaryota; Metazoa; Chordata; Actinopteri; Cichliformes; Cichlidae
Gene: mus81
Product: MUS81 structure-specific endonuclease subunit
Exons: 18
Coding region: 140-1999 (619 amino acids)
Biological process (GO): double-strand break repair via break-induced replication; resolution of meiotic recombination intermediates; DNA catabolic process
Cellular component (GO): nucleus; Holliday junction resolvase complex
Molecular function (GO): crossover junction DNA endonuclease activity; DNA binding; 3'-flap endonuclease activity
Source: RefSeq, a predicted model, not a curated record